UAUUUGCCCCGCCGUAAUCCACGAGGCUCGAUAUCACGGUCUUUACUGUCGCGCAGACUGAAGAAACCAUUUCCCACAUAUUUGAGUUAUCUUUGUCGCAAACAUGGGCUCCGAAUCUCCAGCAAAGCGGAAAUGUAUGGGCGCAGACUGCGAGAACGAUGCAGGCACUCUUCAAUGUCCCACCUGCCUUAAGUUAGGUAUGAAGGACAGUUACUUCUGCUCGCAAGACUGUUUUAAGAGGAAUUGGUCUACACACAAAUCCGUUCACAAGGGUAACUUUCUCAGAAAUCUCAUACCUCCAAAAGUAGUCUCUGAACCCGACCCAGUCACCGGUACACACAAUCCCUUUCCGGCCUUCUCCUUCACUGGACCUCUGCGACCAGUUUAUCCUCUUUCCGCAAGACGAGAAGUUCCAACGUCGAUAAAGCACCCAGAUUACGCCAAAGAUGGGACACCACAUAGCGAGCUUACAUUUAAGGGAAGAACCCAAAUUGAUAUAUUAGACAAGAAGGGUCAAGCGGGAAUGAGGAAGGUGUGCAGACUUGGACGAGAAGUGUUGGAUAUUGCCGCAGCAGCCUUGAAACCAGGCGUUACUACCGAUUACAUCGACGAGAUUGUCCACAAGGCCUGCUUAGAGCGCAAUUCAUAUCCUUCGCCACUGAACUACAACCAUUUCCCAAAAUCCGUAUGCACAUCACCCAACGAAGUCAUCUGCCACGGCAUUCCUGAUCAGCGAGUCUUACUGGACGGCGAUAUUGUGAAUAUCGAUGUUACACUAUACCAUGGCGGAUAUCAUGGGGACUUGAACGAAACAUAUUACGUCGGCGACAAGGCGAAGGCUGAUCCUGAGUCCGUUCGGGUAGUCGAAGCUGCGAGAGAAUGUCUGGACGAGGCUAUCAAGCUUGUGAAGCCUGGCGCUCUCUUCCGAGAAUAUGGCAAUGUUAUCGAGAAGCAUGCCAAGUCGAAAGGCUGCAGUGUUAUCAAGGCAUAUUGCGGCCACGGCAUCAACAGCUUAUUCCAUUGCGCGCCAAACAUCCCGCAUUAUGCCAAGAAUAAGGCUGUUGGUGCUGCGAAGGAGGGCAUGUGCUUUACGAUUGAGCCUAUGAUCGCACUGGGGACACAUAGAGACAGGACGUGGCCAGAUAACUGGACCAGUGUGACGCAAGAUGGGAAGAGGACAGCUCAGUUUGAGCAUACUUUGCUUGUGACUGCUGAUGGGGUUGAGAUAUUGACGGCAAGACUCCCGGAGUCUCCAGGUGGACCAGAAUCAAUGCCAGUUGUUGAGACGAACGGAGAGGAGAAACCUGAGGUCAACGGCCAUUGAUGGUAACGAAAUGACAUUGUGUCGUCACCAAGAAAAGUUGAAGGCGUUAUAUCAAGUGCACGGAGCGUAGCGACUGGGCGAAUGGGAGUGGAGAGCAUGGACUUGAGCAGACACAGUGUCUUAUAACAAACAAAUAAAUAAAUCAACGAUGUGUCGAAGGC
Messenger RNA from Mollisia scopiformis, 1485 nucleotides. Its product is annotated as putative methionine aminopeptidase. Gene Ontology annotation, biological process: proteolysis. Gene Ontology annotation, molecular function: metalloaminopeptidase activity. The transcript is spliced from 4 exons. Lineage: Eukaryota; Fungi; Ascomycota; Leotiomycetes; Helotiales; Mollisiaceae. The record is from RefSeq and is a predicted model, not a curated record. Bases 104 to 1324 code for a protein of 406 amino acids.